AAUUUCAGGUUGUUAAUCCGAUCUUUUUAACGAUUGCCAAAUACAUCAUCCAUCAGCAUGAACAUCUUCUGCUGGAUGAUUGUUCAUUCGAAACCAAAGUUAUCUAUCAAAUCUUAAGACUUCGCACCUUUUUCCAUCAUCAAAGGUCAUUGUCUUCUUUUUCGCCAAAACUUCGAGAGCAAAUAUUGUCCGUUUGCAAUUCAUUAACAGAUUCGAUUACCUCAUCGACCUCUUUGGGCGCGUUCGAAAUUAUUUUGAUCCUUUUUGAAAUCAUCUCUGCACUUCUUUAUUACAGGUUAGAAAGCUUGUCAAGAAACGCUUUGGAUUUGGUUUCCAAAUACUCGGGCAUUUCUGUUUCGUGGACAGGCGUUUCUGGGCGUCGUCUGAUCCAUCAAAAGGAAAAGAUUUCGCUUUUGUCUAUCAUUAUUUCUAAAGAACGCCAACAAGGCAAUGUGUUGCCAAUGCUUUACGAAAAUGAAAAUCAAAACAUCCCAAAAGUUAUACCCCUAUCUGCAAUUGGCGAUCAAGACAAAUAUUUGGAGCUCGAUGACAUUGAUGAACUUGAUGCGGUUCACAGCCGCCAAUCCUAUUUUGAUGUGUUCAUUGAAAAUGCAUUUCUUUUAUCUAAUUUUUAUUUGCUGCUGAUAAGCGUACCCGAUUCCCCGAUAAGAAAUGAGCAAUUGUCAACCCUGGCAAAUUCGAUCAUUACAAAUUCGGUAAAAAGCGAAUCCUCAAAGUCGACGAUAAAUUGGUCUGUUUUUUCGACUGCCCUAUCUGUAAGGUCCGUUUGGGUUGAAAACAAAGGCCUCAAAGCCGUUCGAUCGUGUCUACAGCUUGAAGCAUUGAUUUCCCAAAUUUCCAGCCCUUUACAAGAGGAUGAGAGUGUAUCACAAAGGCUGUGCCUUUGUUGGUGCAUCCCUGGGCUGUUUUCCGCUGUUGAUUUGAAACGAUCUUAUGGUCGGCUACUUGCCCAGCUUGGUGCCCCAUUAUCAGCUUAUGAAGUUUAUUACAAGUUAGGAGAUAUGCCCUUGGCAAUAAAAGCCCUCGUUUCUGCAUCACAAUAUGAUCAAGCAAUCUCUUCAUUGCUGGACCUUUUAAAAAAAGAUAUUUCUCUUUCAAAUCGACUUCCGCUCCUGUGCUUAUUGGGAGACCUGAAGGAUGGAGACGUUUCGCUUUACGAAGAAGCUUGGGAGUUGUCCAACCACAGGUAUGCUGCCGCUAAAAGAUCUCUUGGGUUCACAUACCAGAAAAAAGGCCAUUUUCAUCUUGCCAUCGAUGCGUUCAAGAUUUCUCUCAAAAUUAGUCCGCUCUUUGCAUCGGUUUGGUUUUACCUCGGAUGCUGCUAUAUCAAAGUCAAUGACUAUGAUGGGGCUCUUAUGGCUUUCCGCCGC
Mitosporidium daphniae is the source of this 1391-nucleotide messenger RNA. RefSeq names its product TPR repeat-containing protein. The annotation marks the transcript as partial. The record is from RefSeq and is a predicted model, not a curated record. The transcript has a single exon. Lineage: Eukaryota; Fungi; Microsporidia. Gene Ontology annotation, molecular function: protein binding.